Spirometra erinaceieuropaei is the source of this 8584-nucleotide messenger RNA. The record is from the annotation of a GenBank genome assembly. Lineage: Eukaryota; Metazoa; Platyhelminthes; Cestoda; Diphyllobothriidea; Diphyllobothriidae.
AUGGCGAGACCCCAAGAUACGGCUUUGGCCCGAUUCUAUGGCCUCCCUAAGGUGCACAAAGACGGCGCUCCUCUCCGACCCAUCGUGUCGCUCAAAGGGACUCCAAAGCACGGACUGGCGAAGUGGCUGUUCCGGCGUCUCAAGUUCCUGACCGCUGAGUCAGACACCACGGUCUCUUCGUCAGCACAAUUCCUGGAGAAACUCAAAGGGGUAAGCAUCCAUCCAAAUGAGGUCAUGGUAUCUUUUGAUGUUACAUCCCUUUUUACUUCUAUUCCCCAGGACCUGGCGAUCGAGACAAUCGAGCUGCUACUACAAAGCAAAUACGAUGAAAUGGAGAAUCGUCUUGGACACGCCCAAAUUCUUCAGCUCCUGAAGCUCUGUCUAAGGACGUACUUCACGUUCAACGGGACAAUCUACGAACAGUUGAAGGGCACACCAAUGGGUUCGCCGAUUUCGGGAACCAUCGCCGAGGCGGUCCUGCAACGGUUAGAAUCGCUGGUCUUCCAACACCACAGACCGAAGUUCUGGGCCCGGUAUGUGGAUGACACCUUCGUCGUUAUCGAACGGGAUCAGGUGUUGACAUUCCAAGAACAUCUCAACGCUGUCUACCCGGACAUUCAAUUUACGAUGGAGGAGGAAGAGAACAACCAGCUGGCCUUCCUGGAUGUCCUCGUAUGCCGCAAAGAUUGUGGUAAACUAAAGACCAAAGUGUUCAGGAAAGCGAAAAAUGCGAUGCAAGUACUGAACUUCAACAGUAACCACCCAAUCAGCCACAAACGCAGUUGUGUAAGGACGCUCUAUCGGCGUGUCGAAACGCACUGCCACGGCUAGAAACGUCUGGAGUAAUUUAUCGGAUCUGGUGCAGAAGCGGACAAAGCAACUACGUCGGAGAAACCGGAAGACAGCUCCGAACGAGAAUGGCCGAACACGCGGCAGCGGUGCGCAGAAAUGACGCCAGCUAUCAAGUUACGGCUCAUUCUACGAGAUCCGGCCACACAUUCAAAUUUGAUGAGGCCGAAAUUCUCGCAAGAGGUGACAACCGCGUGAGCCGGGAGCCACUGGAAUUAUGGUUUACUGGCCCCCAGUCCAUCAACAAGUGCAACGAUCUUCCCCUUAUCUGCUUAUGUCACUGAUGAUGGAUUCGAGCAGGAAUUUCGAAACGUCUGACUAAUAAAUCCCUUGUCCCGGCGAUCGUGUCUUCUUCUUCAACAUCUUCCCACUCCAUACUGCGUGCCAAAACUUCGCCAAGGCGGAGUAACAAGCCAUGCGGGGAGUGCAGAGGUGAACACUUUUCCCAACACCGGGGUCGGUGAGUCAGAUGGUCGAGCAAUCAUCACGCCAACAUCCAACGCACGUGAUGAAAUUGCAGCAAUUAUCGACUCGAAUGUCGGCCAUCGAGCAGUGAUCCCACCAAGUGCGACGAUCCCAAAUAAAGGGGGAGCCGUGAAUGUUCAUAGGUAUGCGGUAGCAUGGCUAUGGCAUCCUUUUAAUACCGCAGCCCCUUGUGCAGCAACCACCCGUUUCUGCUUUUUUGUCUCUGAUGAUGGAUUCGAGUAGGAAUUCGAAACGUCGGGCUUAUAAUGCUGUUGUCCCGGCGGUCGGGUCUCUUUCGGCAAGACUACUUCCUGGGACUCGUCUCUUUGCUUAUAUUGGAACGAGGAUUUUUGCGAAUUUUUUAACGAAAUAUAUUUGAAUAUACAAGGGAAUCAAAAAUCAAAGAGUAUAUUCAUCUACUAGAGUAAUCAUUUUUACAGAGUGUACGUUUUGCUUGCGGCCCGAAAGAGGCUAUUUGAAAAGCCUGUUCGCUGGCCCGAAUUAAAUAUCUUGGAGUUAUUUCGACAGAUAAUUAAUAUGAUGACCCUACUUAAGUAAUCCUAUCGGGUUGAAAAAGCACUUGCGAAUUUUAAUUCAAGAAUAUUCAGUAGUUUUUGUGGACUUUAGAAAUUGUUAGAAUCAGAAGUGAAAAAUGCUGCUUCCUCGGUCUGAUUCGAAGCCACCGCAAGCAUUUAGCCUGCUGUCGUAGAUUCGUAUUCCAUCAGAGUCAGGUGGUUUCUUACAAUUGUGUUUGAUUAAACAGAUUAUUUUUCUCUUCCGUCAAGUCAUUUUUUUGUUUUCGUCCUUUCGGCCUCUGCCCGGUUAGAUCAAACACUUGUUAGCAUAACGUAUGGGUGUCUGGAGGACUAGCGAGACCUAGAUUUUCCAGUCCCCUCUCAUCUGAUGACCUUUGACAGUUUAUGAUUUUUAUUGUCGAAUGUAGAGCUGCUUUCGUCCAAAAAAAUCUCGGCAUUUUUCACUCCUUCAGAAUGCUGCUAGAUUUCGUUUUUAAAAGAGACACUGUCUUAUAUCAGUUAUAUCGACACGUUUCCCCGGAUAUGUGGUUUAAGCAUUAUCCGCGCCUAACCUGGGGAUUUGACUAGGGAUUGGGGGCUCACCAGCUACAUGCAUUGGAAGUAUUGUGUUAAAAUUAAGUAUUAGCUGCGAACUCACUAGAGGAGGGAAUGCCUUCGUUGGUAGACUGGCAUUGACAAAUUUCGUAUGUUCACCAAUCGCAGCUGCGCAGGAUAUUCCAACUUCGCCACUCUGAUUGAGCAGCGGCAUUAAAAAGAUCUCAGCCUGGAGGACAUGGUCACCACUUGAUUCCUCGUACCCUGAUCCUGUAGGAACAGUCAAAAAAGUUGUUUUGUGCUUAUUGUGUUCAUUAUAAUUGGAAUAAUAGAAUACAUAGUGGCACAAGUUUAUAGCAUCAUCUUCAUUUCAAGAAAACGAGCCAAAUGACACUUUUUUUCCACGCAAAGUAGAGCUUAGCAGGCAACAAAGAAGCCCGACAAUCAUAAGUUUAAUUGAACCCGAAAUUUUCGUUUAACUAAAAAGCUUGUGGUAGGAAUGGAAAUUCGAACCAAAAAAUUAAAAGAAAUCACCAAAAAUAUCACCUAAUAUUAAAACAGUUCAGUAUUUGGUGGCCGGUUUUUGAGUGAUCUUUAACGCCCGCAUCUCCUACUCGGUACUAAUGGUAAUAGAACGGCGCGUCUUUGACUAUUUUCUGCCCUCAUGUUUUCCGAAAAAUGUGAAAGUGUUCCGAUUUGCAUUAUUAACUCGUUUUAGCUGACGAUUUUUAGUACUUUUGUACUUUAGCACUUCCGUUGAUGGUUUAAGGAUUCGCGUGAUCAGCCCAAAAGGCCGACUCUAAGGUUAUCCUCAACACUGAUCUAGAAUCCGUUUACCGUUUAUGCCCUUCAUCUGAGUCGAUGUGGCCUCUGAAAGGUUAUGUGGAGGUAUGGCGUACAGAGAAGAUAAACGCACGAUCACCGAAACAGUAGGAGUAUUAGCCUGAUCAUUCAGACUUACGCAAUAGCCAAUCUCCGGAGACUAGGAAAGUGUUAUAACAAAUGAACAGUUUCGCAAAUACUCCCAUGUUACGUUUGAAAAGUCAAGUUGGCAAACACGUGUUUUCGGUAAUUUUUCUUCAGGCCAAUGCAGUUAGAUGAAGGAAUGAAAAUUUACAAAAUUAACAGUGUUUAUAGGUGUCUCAAGGGCUAUUAAAUCAUUAUCACUCAUCUUUCCCACGCCGCCCACAUGAGGAAGUCGGCGGGUUUUGGUCCUUAGAGCUAGGAGAGGGGGGUGAGAGAGUCUUUGAGUGAUGUCCUUGGAUUGGGUACACGGAGUACCCAUUAAUGUACUUCGGGAUUUGAGACGGCAUGCCGUCAUCAAUUGAGGUUGGCCUUGGCCACGUCAGAGAGAGCGCUUGUGUCAGGGUUUUCUGACAGCAUAACACCGGAUUCGCUAGCCGUAUAUCCACUGCCUCGGCUGUUUUUAGUAUCCGUUUACGUAGACCAUUAGAGAAGAUUUUUGGUGUCCGACAGACAAUCUGAAAUGCUUCCUUGGCAUCAGCUCGGUAAUCCGUAUCGAUUAAAUGUGCGAGAAUAGAACUCAAAAUCGAUCGGGUCUGACCUGUGGACAUAUGUUCACGCAUCUUCAUUACCAGGCAUCUCGGUGACUACCGUAGGAGGCCAUAUCAGUUUGCAUCUACUCAUUCACUUGCUCCUGUGGAGCGGCGUACAUCGGCCGUACAACGAAGCGCUUGGUAGAGAGGGUGCGUAAAUAUAUGCCCGCCUGGCUAGACAGAGGUGAGACCCGGUCGAUUUCGAGUUCUAUUCUCGCACAUUUAAUCGAUACGGAUCACCGAGUCGAUGAAAAGGAAGCAUUUCAGGUUGUCUAUCGGACACCCACAAACUUCCCUAAAGGCCUACGCCACGGAUGCUAGCAACGGCCGAGGCAGUGGCUAUACGGUUAGCGAAUCCGGUGUUAUGCUGUCAGAAAACCCUGACACAAGCGCCCUCUCUGACGUGGCCAACGUCAACACUGAGCAGAUGUUACCGUUGCGUUUCUGAAGACAGACUCCUUUAUGAGUCCAGAGGCCCAGAAGGAGUGUUCCUUUUCUUAGCAACAAGAGCCCGGAACUUUCGCUUCUAGUCGUCGGAAGUUAUCCACUGGAUGUAUUAGGUCCUCAGGAUAAGGAACGAUAAGAAGAACUCCUUUUCUCAUCCCUCGUCCCUACAAGGAUAUGAAGUCUACGGCUACCUGACCUGGCUGACUGCAUUCUUACCGCGACUUUCAUUUCAGAGAUUCAAGUGUUCUCACACAACUGCUUUUCAAGAAGUUUGAAAUACAGUAAGUAUGCUGUCUCAUGAAAUUUUGACCGAAAUUCUGCAAUGUUAACGGCAACAAGAGCUGAGAGUGCUGAGUCAUGAGGCCAAUUUUAUUACGGCGGAUGCUAAGCCGGCAGAAUUUGUCGCUGCACUUGAAACCCUGCUAGUAAGAACCGACUAGGCUAAACCCACUCUGUGCCGGAAGGUCACCUACCCCACUACUGAAGAACAGGCCCAUCAGUAAUAUGUCGCCGCAGAGAUAGAGGCAAUGAAGUAAUUAUAAAUGGACUUGGGCAUAAUAGUGCUGCAAGCCGACAAAGGAGGAGCAACCGUCGUGAGGAUCUACGUCGAGUACUACGGAAAGGCAUAGGUCCUCGUCGACGGCCAACAGUCCUACAAAUCCACGUCUUCCUCGCGAGCCAUAUCUAUGAUUGGCCAACUAAUCGGACUCCUGAACCGACUCAAACGCAACAGUGCAAUAUCGCUAGACGAAACCAACGGACACGGCACUGGCCCGGUUUUAUGGAUUACCCAAAAUCCACAAACCCGAUAUUCCCCUUCGACCGAUCGUUGCCUUGAAGGGCAGUCCCAGCUACAACCUAUUCAAAUGGAUGGCCCGAGAAAUUAAUUUUCCACGAGAAAACUCGAGGACCUCCAUCAAUUCGGCCUCCCAAUCUUUGACUGACAUCUGUGGAAAAGUUCUCCGACCUGAUCAGAUUAUGGUGUCCUUUGACGUCGUUUCGUUAUUCACAUCCAUCCCACCGGAGCUGGCAUGCGACGUUCUGCGCAAAAGACUCGAAAAAACUGCAACGAAACGAACAGACCUCUAAAAAUUGAUCAUUUACUGCAACUCUUUGCUUUCUGCCAACAAACUGUUUUCAUCUUCAGUGGCAGUACAUAGGAGCAGAUCAAAGGAACCCCGAUGGGUUCACCAAUAUCCAGCAUAAGCCCACUUGUAGUAUUGGGGAUAUUUAUUUCAGUGCUCGACCUCGAGUGAGUUUAUCGUUAACGUUAUAUGAACAAGCUCACGUCAAGGCUUUUUCUAAAGCUUUGAAAGAGACCUCCCAGCAAACUAGCAGGCAGUGAAGUCGAAAGCCUGUUAAUCCUUCAUCAAAAAAACGAUGAAUUAAUCCUUACCGAAAACAUCUAGCAUGGUAUUUCAGCCUUUAAAGUGUAACAUGGUGAACAUAUCAUUAACCGAUGUAACGACCCGGUUGGACUUAUAAAUAUUAGGUAUGUCGGGUACACGACAGCUGUUUCACUUAAAAUGAUUAGUAAUGCCCUGCUAUGCGCGCCACCUAAAGCAAUACCAUCUAAAUCACAUGUACUUGGGGCGUGAGUACGGCUACAAAACACAAGGGCAAUUAGCAAAUUAGACAGUUAACAAGUGGCUUGAAACGUUGGCAGACAAUAUUUCAAUUCUUUUUUGUGAAAUGCAGAAAAGAGUUCGGACAUCCCUUUAAAACCAGGCUCUGAUAGAGUGAAUAUUGUGAUGCCGGUGGUUGGGAAAAAAAUUGAGGUUUUAAGACUUUAAUACGGUGUGUCAAGAAACUGUUCACUGACAGACAAAACGCGCACAUACGGUUGGAUUGAAGAAUAUCGAAAUGCAGUCCGACUUCGGGGAAUAAACCGUAGAAGAAGGGGUCAGUACGGGAAAUAGCUCUUGCUGGAAUAUUAGUCCGUUUGUGGACGAUAACCACCUCACCGUGCGUGGCCUCAGCUGAGCAUGUUGCGGUGUAAUUUGCAGACAACCCAACCAAAACUGGUAGACGGAGGAGUAAACGAGAGACUUUCAGUGAUUCAAGGAUGAGGGGCGACAAAAGUGUUGGUUCAAAUGCGGACGAAGAACUCUGUAAAUGCAAUUAAACGCUGAGUGACUGAAAAAUCCACGAAAUAAUUUGAAGUGUGCCAAGGGAAAAAAUCAAAAUUUAUGAAGUCAUGCCUGCUCAUGUAGCAUUUGACUAUGUACACACUUAAGAAUAAUAUUCUACUCCAUGUGAAGUGAGGAUGGAAUUGUUUCUCUCUGGCAACGAAGCACAUGAAGUGAUUAAACUAUCCCAUGAAAUUUUAACAAAAUUUUUAAAUCCGUUUUCGAUUAGAAAGUUUUCGUUUGGUGAAAUCGGGCGACAGAAUUCACAAUAUUUAUUUUGCAUCCGGAGACUGGAUUUAAAUGCGUUUCUUCUCAACCACUACGGCAUCUUCACAAGGUAAAGAGUGAGCACCCUUUGAUCUUUCGAGGUGUUUAUGAAUGCAAGUUUAUUUCAUGGCAAAAAAAAUCGGGAAAGUAUUGUUUCCUGUGCGCAUUAGGGAGAAACAUACAAAAUCUUAAAAUUUUACACGCCAGAGGAACCUAGUUAGGAGGUUAAUCCUCGGGACGCGGCGUACUUUUGAGAAAGACCUACUAAAUCGAGCCGCAGAAAAUCCGAAGUUGUUCUAUGGUUACAUAAGAAGAAGCACACGAAACAGAGACCCAAUCCCGUUAUUGAAAACUAGUGACGACCUAGAACUCAGUGAAGACGGAAAAAAGGCAGAGCACCUUUCACAGUUCUUUAAGUCCAUCUUUACGAAGGAAAGCGCAUUUCUCCCUCCCGACUGCGACAUAGUGGACGGGCCAACGAUUGAGCACGUCUCUUUCGCCGAAGCUAUUGUUUGCAAAGAACUGUUGAAGUUGAAUGAGUCUAAAUCAUCUGGGCCGGACGACAUACCGCCCAAAUUGUUGAAGGAACUUGCUGGAGAACUAUCCAAACCGCUGUCCAUGCUCUUCGAAGCUUCGUUCGAAGCAGGCUAUUUGCCCUCCGAUUGGAAAUCAGCGCGGAUCACGCCAAUUUAUAAAGGCGGCAGCAAGGUCUUAGCAAACAACUACAGACCAAUCAGCCUUACUUCAAUUUGCUGCAAAAUUAUGGAGAAAAUAGUAAAGCGAGAAAUAAUGCACUUCCUAGAAGAGCAUAAUCUGCUAUGCGAUGCCCAGCACGGAUUUCGUAGAGGCAGAUCAUGCGUGACGAAUCUACUAUAUUGUUUAGAUCGCUGGACCCGGGCAGUCGAUGGCAGCAAUGCAGUGCACGCAGUCUACGUCGACUUUAAGAAAGCAUUCGACAGUGUACCCCAUCAGCGUCUCCUGUACAAACUAAACCGAACAGGCCUGAGGGGUAAUCUCCUGAGGUGGAUACAAAGUUUCUUGAUCGGUCGCUCUCNGAAGAAACUCUGUAGCCGUUUGAUGUUUCAAUUUUCAAAUUUUUUUUUUUUUUAAUUGUUCGCCUCCUUGUAACAAAUAGGGAGUUCAAAGGUUUAACACCUAUAUUUCCCUCAAAUAAACUGAACUGAACUGAACUGAACUGAAGUCACUCUAUGCUAACUUGAAAACAUCAUAAACUUCUGGUUAGAUUUUUCAUUUGCAUUGAACUUGGUUUUAUACUUCAUAAGGUUCACCGAAAAAUACAUUUCAUUAUGUUAGGUGAAUGAGACUUUUAAAGCCUAGAACUAGGGUCCCCAAGCAUGUGUACAGAUUCCCCAUUUUAAAAAUUUGAUUGGAACUUUGGGGGGUGAGAGUCUUGGUAAAUACCCGACCCGAAAGUUGCACUUCACUUUCCCGACUAAAAGUUCCCUCGAAAGAGGGAUACGUAUUUUUUGUAUGCUUAAUCGCGGCAAAUUAACUUUAUCGGUCAUGGUUCCAAAAUGCCUCGGCUGUACGAAACGGUCAUUUCACUCGGGACCCACGAGACAUCCAGUCUUCAAAUGCGGCCCUGUAGUCAUGCUUUAAACGCAUCGGCCACAGUGGCGGGCAAAACCAAAUCAGUGCAGCGGACCUGCCUCCCGUUAGCUUUUCAGGCAAACGAGGCUCCAGCAGUGUUGUGGCACGUGUAGAGGACAGUUUGCCGGCCGCUGUUCUCGGACCCGUCUGCGGUGUUCGUGGCCUGCGUGCGCUGCCAGAAAACUACUGA